GGACCCCCCAGGCGGGCUGGGGCUGAGCCCGGGGCCGGGGCGGGGGCUCCGGGGGGACCAUGCCCCGAGGCCGGCCGACCGCAGCAUGGCUCACGGGCCCGGCGCGCUGAUGCUCAAGUGCGUGGUGGUCGGCGACGGGGCGGUGGGCAAGACGUGCCUGCUCAUGAGCUAUGCCAACGACGCCUUCCCCGAGGAGUACGUGCCCACUGUCUUCGACCACUACGCAGUCAGCGUCACCGUGGGGGGCAAGCAGUACCUCCUGGGACUCUAUGACACAGCUGGACAGGAAGACUAUGAUCGUCUGAGGCCUUUAUCUUACCCCAUGACUGACGUCUUCCUCAUCUGCUUCUCUGUGGUAAAUCCAGCCUCAUUUCAAAACGUGAAAGAGGAGUGGGUACCAGAACUUAAGGAAUAUGCACCAAAUGUCCCCUUCUUAUUAAUAGGAACUCAGAUUGAUCUCCGAGAUGACCCCAAAACUCUAGCAAGACUGAAUGACAUGAAGGAAAAACCUGUCUGUGUAGAACAAGGGCAGAAGCUAGCAAAAGAGAUAGGCGCAUGCUGCUAUGUGGAAUGUUCAGCUUUGACCCAGAAGGGUUUGAAGACUGUUUUUGACGAGGCUAUCAUAGCCAUUUUAACUCCAAAGAAACACGCAGUUAAAAAAAGAAUAGGAUCAAGAUGUAUAAACUGUUGUUUGAUUACGUGAGAAAAGUCUGUAGUGGCCAAGGAAACUGUCCAUUUCUCCCAGAAAGCAUUUGAAAUGCUACAGCAAUGUCCUGACCUCUUACA
This is a messenger RNA of Peromyscus californicus insignis, 786 nucleotides long. RefSeq names its product ras homolog family member Q (gene Rhoq). Gene Ontology annotation, biological process: small GTPase-mediated signal transduction; cortical actin cytoskeleton organization. Lineage: Eukaryota; Metazoa; Chordata; Mammalia; Rodentia; Cricetidae. The transcript is spliced from 5 exons. The record is from RefSeq and is a predicted model, not a curated record. Gene Ontology annotation, molecular function: GTPase activity; GTP binding. The coding region runs from base 86 to 703 and encodes 205 amino acids.